Molecule: messenger RNA, 891 nt
Organism: Necator americanus (New World hookworm)
Lineage: Eukaryota; Metazoa; Nematoda; Chromadorea; Rhabditida; Ancylostomatidae
Exons: 7
Coding region: 1-891 (296 amino acids)
Source: RefSeq, a predicted model, not a curated record
AUGGAGUCACUUGUCCAGAUAUUGUUAUUUAUAACUGUUGUCGAAGCGCAAUGGGGUUUUCCUGAAUCAGGAUACAAUUUUCAACCCCUUCUGAGCAAUAGUAUGAGCCAACCACAAGGGUAUCCUGGUGCCGUCUAUGGUGGAGCAGGGCUAUCCACCUCGCAAGGAAUAAAUCCAAUGGCAUCUGAUCUAGCUCCACAAUUCGCUCAGUUCGGGUCUCCGUAUCAAAAUUAUGGGUCUCAAAGCCUUUCCAUGGAACCCACGAGUAUUCUUGGUGGCUCUCGCAAUGUUUUUGAGAGUCAUCCACUUCUACUUCCCAGCCAAAACAGACCACUUCGACAGUUCACAUCUCAACCGGGCGUAUUUGGAGUGCAGACUCCCGUCCAGAGUUCCUACGGCCAGACAGGUCUUGCUGCAUCCGCAUUCGAUGCUUUUAGUCCAUUCCAGGCGGAUGACUAUACUGGAAGCGUGCAGAAGCCAGGUUCCAUACCUCCAUCUGAACCCAUACGAGUCAUACCUCCAUUUCUGAAAGACCGAAAAAAGGAGGAUCAGGACAAGUUUUAUGCUAUUGUGCAGCAUCCAACAUGGUCUGCAUCAGAAAAGACUGCGAAAAUCGACGAGCUUAUCCAGACAUUGGAUGAGGACGUGCAGAACAUUUACGGUAGAUAUCAACGUGCCAUGAAUGGUGAUCUGACAGCCAAACGUCAAAAGGUUCACGAAUCGGUGGCAGAAAUGUCCCCUGAGGCUCAACAGCAAUUUCAAAAGGUCUCUGCGUUAAUGACCAAUCCACAGAUUCCAGAACAGGAACGACUUCAGAAAAUUCAGGAUUUGUAUGCAAAAAUUCCAGACACUAUUAAGCAAGAAUUCGAUUCGAAAUUCAUUGGCUUAUAA